AUGGAUAUGAAAAGGCCGCAGCUCUCCUAUUUUAAGGCCCACGGCCCGCCGUUUCCGAGAAAGCGCAUUUCAACGUGCCAAAUAUUGCGCGGAUUCGCACGUCGUCACUUUGCUAAACACCUAAAGCCUUUCAUGAACGCCGAGACGCGCCCUGUUGACCUCCCAAGCGAAUUCAAGAAACUGCACUUCACUGUUCGGACAGAUGUAAUGGUGCAAGAAACGAAAAGUCUGAUCAAAUACUUUGCUACACCUAAGGGUCUGUCGCAAUAUCCAGCUGCCUAA
Messenger RNA from Aspergillus niger, 282 nucleotides. RefSeq lists its product as hypothetical. NCBI's taxonomy places the organism in Eukaryota, Fungi, Ascomycota, Eurotiomycetes, Eurotiales, Aspergillaceae. The coding region runs from base 1 to 282 and encodes 93 amino acids. The record is from RefSeq and is a predicted model, not a curated record. The transcript has a single exon.